This is a messenger RNA of Hibiscus syriacus, 360 nucleotides long. Its product is annotated as putative lipid-binding protein AIR1. NCBI's taxonomy places the organism in Eukaryota, Viridiplantae, Streptophyta, Magnoliopsida, Malvales, Malvaceae. Bases 1 to 360 code for a protein of 119 amino acids. The transcript has a single exon. The record is from RefSeq and is a predicted model, not a curated record.
AUGGCUUCCAAGGCUUCAGCAGCAAUCGCCCUUCUUCUCUCCCUCAACCUGCUGUUUUUCUCAAUGACCGACGCUCUCAUUACUGGUACACUUACCCAAUGCCCCGGCACUGACCUGAAUGUUUGCGUCAACGUGUUGCCCUUCGGGAUUCUCGGGGGAGGUCUUACACAGGGUAGCCCAUGCUGCGCCCUCCUUGGAAACUUGGUCGCUGCCGAUGCGGAACUUUGCCUUUGUGCUAUGGUCAAGUUCCAAAUCUUUGGUUUCCUCAGCCUCAACAUUGACGCUGAUCUUAACGUUCUUCUCAACAGUUAUUGCAAAAUUGGAACAACCAAAACCUACACCUGCCCUCUUAACUAUUAA